AUGGCUAACUGGGUACAAAGAUCCAAAAUGGCCGUGUAUGAUCUUUUUUUCUUCUUCUUUUUGUUUGUCUAUUUAUUGUUCCCGCCCCCCCUGUCUCAAAACAUGCAGCUUUUAACCGUCAGUUUAAACAAAACGACAUUGUCUGGAGGUCACCCGCCCAACAUCAAGUACUGUGGUCAGCGUCUAAGAUCUGGAAUCCAUGUCAGGCUGUUACCUUCAUUAAGUCUACACGUGGGUAGGGGAAGAGCGAUAGUUCUCACGCAUAGGCGAGAAUCGCCCGUGCGUCAUGAUCCACACAACUACACAACUAUACCGCUCAUACCCUCUAGAUGCCCGAACAAUCAAACAGUGAAUCGCGGCCCUACAAGUAUAUACCCUUUGGCGACCUACAAGAGUGUGAAAUAUGCUCUAGGACUUCGUAAACAUUCGCUAGUUUUCAAUCAAUUUAUUUUGUCUCAACAACUCCCCUCGCUUGCUUCAAUGGUGGGUACUCAGAAUUGUGUGACAUUUGACUCCACUCCGUGUCAACCAGCCGGCACAAACCUAGUCUGGGCUAGCUGGCCCCUGGAAAGCAAGGUCUUUCUUUCUGUGUGCUGCUGCGUUCCGUGCAUUGUCAUGUUCGGAUAUUCUCAAUUCGACCUAGCCCUUUAUCUUCCGCCACCCCACAAUACGACUCACCCCGCAAUCUUUUUUACGAUCUAG
Messenger RNA from Fusarium mangiferae, 702 nucleotides. RefSeq lists its product as uncharacterized. Lineage: Eukaryota; Fungi; Ascomycota; Sordariomycetes; Hypocreales; Nectriaceae. Bases 1 to 702 code for a protein of 233 amino acids. The transcript has a single exon. The record is from RefSeq and is a predicted model, not a curated record.